Messenger RNA from Cercospora beticola, 2864 nucleotides. RefSeq lists its product as uncharacterized. The record is from RefSeq and is a predicted model, not a curated record. NCBI's taxonomy places the organism in Eukaryota, Fungi, Ascomycota, Dothideomycetes, Mycosphaerellales, Mycosphaerellaceae.
UUUCCUUGCCCGACCACCGCUCUGCCACUGCGCGCGCGCUCCUCCGCCAGCGACAGCGACGACAUGCACUCGACCUAGCGCCCACGCGAAGCGGAUCCCAGCGCCUGUCGCGACAGCGCAUCGCGAACAGCGUUUGCAGCCAGCGGCCCANCCGCAGUCACACCCGCGCACGCCCGCCAAACCCAUCUGUUUACCCAGCAGUCGCAGUCGCCAUGUCGCCCACGCGCCCUUCGCUUUCCAUCCAACUUCCGCCCGUCCACGAAUUUCCCUACUCUCCCACCACCAUGCCCAAGACGCCCGAGGCACAGCAGCACGAGGCCGAGCUGGCAGUAGACCCGCCGCCGCCUCCUCGUCCGCAGACAUUCAAGGUCAAGAGGAAGCGCCCCAGCGCGCCCUUCCAGGAGCCCGCCAUGCUCGACACCUCCAUCAUCCCGACCAUUGAGAUGUCCGAAGUCGAGACGCAAAUGUCCAGUCCGACUCUGCAGCCCACGUCAGCACACCUACUUUUGCCUUUGCCGCUCUCCUCUGUUCGCGCUUUCACGCCUCCCAAGACUCCCGCGCCCCGGUUAUGCACGCCCUUCAGCCAGUUGGACGCCGCCGCAGACGAGUGGGACUUGAUUGCAAACGCCAAACCAACAUACCAGCGUGCCAAUUCCGUCUGUUCCUCUUUCUCCGACUCUUCCAUCUCUUCAUGCGGCAGCUCCGCAUUCUCCAUGCCGACGGGAGGCUAUGACAGCCCGUCUUCCGAGACGACCGACCCGUUCAUGGACGACGAUUUGACGAAACAGCAAGACAAAUCAAACGUCUCGCCCACAAUCCCAGCAGAUGCGCCGCAAACGAAGCGCAUCAAGACCCGACGCCACGUUCAGUGGACGCCACAAAUGGACGACCACCUGUGGAUGACGUUCAUGGCCUAUCUCUCCGAUCCCACCCUCACCCCGUUCAAAAUGCUACCAGGCAGUACCCCGCCAAUGGGCGUAUGCGACCAGGUUGCGACCAAGGCCAGACGAACGUGGAAAUCUCGCAAGGUUCUUCCGGCAAACGCAGGCUCGAUCGACGCCGCAUUGAGCUUGGACAGUCGCCAGCGAGAAGGUUCUCCCGACACCAUCCGUCCGAGCUCGUUUCAGUCCACGCAAUGCAGGUGGCCAAAGGCUGCCGCGACCAGACGUCGACUGCGAGAGCUCUGUUCGAAGCGGCCAUCCAUAUCGGCUCACUAUGCACGCAUGCUGCGCACUCGUUCCCCAUCACCAUUUGAUACAUCGAGCCCACCUGCGCAGCCCGUCCAACCGGUGUCCCUUUCUUCUUCUUUCUUUGACAUGCACAAGUCACUCAUGACUUCAACCGCGCCAUCCAUGCAACCAGGUGGCGUUCUCGCACAGCUGGCCAGUGAUGAGCCUCCACCAGCUCCGAGGCAGGUACGGCAGCCACGACCAGAGGGAUGGUUCGAUCGCAUCCCCAGGUCCAAAGCUCAUCAAAAGAGCGCUUCGCUGCAGUCCGAACUGCAAAUCCACGUCCAAGACAUGGAGAGUCGGACAUCCAACGUCCUUGCGUCACCCUUCGCUGCCGACUCCGCCACUAGUCGAAGUCAAUUGCUUCACAGCAUGGCGACCACCAGAUCACUUGGUCGUACAGAAUUCAACGGCCGAUCCCUGGACUCACCUUUCGACUUCAAAGUGGGAGCGCCGACAGACCGACGGUCCCGCAAACGCCGUUUCCGCUCUGACGAAGAGAAGCCUCGCCGCGGGGCACUGGAAGAUGUCUUCGGUCCACCCGUUGAGCAACGGCCUAUCCUUCGCAAUCGUGGUUUCAGCGUCGGCACUGCUCUGAGCGGAGAACACCUUACCAAUCUCUUCACGCCAUCAUCAUCAAACGGAGUUGAUCAUGUCAUGCUCGAUGCAGCUGGGCCAGGUGACGAUGCGCCCAUGGGCAGUCGCUCCGCCCCGCGUCGCAUGAUUGAGCCGGUGCCACGUCUUCUGUCUCCAUUCGUAGAGACUCCACCACCUAGUCGGCAGAGUAACACCUUCCCUCGCGUCAACCUGUUACCCACCAUCACCAACCAGGCACCUUUCCACCAGCAGUUGCUUCAACUUCAGCACGAGCACGCCAGCAACAUGGCCAAACGAUCUUGAGAUCUGCUUGGGACUUGCUCGACCUAUCCAGCCAUAUCAGCAUUGCAUAAGCGCGGCGCACUCGACAACAUUGCAUAACCCUAGCAUUACCUGUACUCUGAACACUGCAUCACGCAAAGAUAGCCGACACAUUCUCGGCCACGACCAUAACGAUACAAUGACAUGACCAUGCCCGACUCCCGAUCAGCAGUCCGGAGUGAGAUGACGGCAACAGCAUAACUCCUCUUCUCGACAUGCCUACCCCGGUUGUCCAUCAAUGCCUCAUGACGGCAGGCAUCUUGAUCCUCUUCUCUUUCUUUUUCACUUUUCUUCAAUUCUACACAGGAAUUGGAAACGACAUAAUUGGCGGCGUAUGUGAAGAGGAGCAGGUGAGGCCAGAUCUAUCUUGUUGAACGGCAAUAUGAGAAGAAGAUUUUCGGCGGAGCUCUUCGGAUGAAGCUGUUGCGGAGGUUGUCACAUACUGGCGUUUUUCCGUCUUUUCCUGUUUGCUUGUAUGUACUUGCCUCUUUUGGAUUUCUCUUUUGUUGGGAAUGCGGACACGAUAUGAGGAUGACGAGCUCCGAGAUCAUGAAAGCGGUGUUCGGAGUCUUGUUUCUCUUCCUCAAAACCGAUGGCCACGAAGUAGAUGAAAAAGGAAAGAAUCGUCCCACAGCGGGCAAAGGAGAUAGCUCCCCAAUCAAUAAAAAGAGCUUUGACAAUUCUGAAUCUUCCCGGUCUUAUUUUGUCCAGUACUCG